CGGAGGAGGGAGAAGUGGAGGCAGAAACACUCCGCAGCAUCCGUGUCAAAAACGAUGAAGGUUGUGUCACAAGCGACGGUUUUUGCUUGAAAAUACGGAAAAGGCAGAGCAGCUGUCAUCAUGUAUGGAUUUGUGAAUCACGCCUUGGAGCUCCUCGUUUUGAGGAAUUAUGGCCCGGAAGUGUGGGAAGACAUCAAGAGGGAGGCUCAGCUGGAUAUUGAGGGUCAGUUCCUGGUUAGAAUCAUAUACGAUGAUACCAAAACGUACGACCUAGUAGCGGCUGCGAGUAAAGUUCUCAAGAUCGAUGCGGGAGACAUCUUGCAGCUGUUUGGGAAGAUGUUUUUUGAAUUUUGCCAAGAAUCAGGAUAUGACACCAUCUUGCGAGUGCUGGGAUCCAAUGUUCGUGAGUUCCUGCAGAACUUGGAUGCUCUACACGACCACCUGGGUACCAUUUAUCCUGGAAUGAGAGCUCCCUCAUUUCGCUGCACUGAUGCCGAGAAGGGAACCAAUCUGAUACUUCACUACUACUCAGAGAGAGAAGGCCUGCAAGACAUUGUGAUUGGCAUCAUUAAAACUGUCGCUCAACAAAUCCACGGAACAGAGAUAGAGAUGAAGAUGAUCCAGCCAAAAAGUGAGGAGUGCGAUCACAUCAAGUUCCUCAUUGAGGAGAAGGAUUCAGAGGAGGAGGCGUUUUACGAGGACCUGGAUGGCUUUGAGGAGAACGGCACGCAGGAGACUCGGAUCAGUCCAUAUACGUUUUGCAAGGCCUUCCCAUUCCACCUCAUGUUCGACAAGGACCUGAUGCUCACGCAGUGUGGGAACGCCAUUUAUCGAAUCCUGCCACAGCUUCACCCUGGUACCUGUAUCCUGCCUUCAGUCUUCUCGUUGGUCCGUCCUCACAUCGACUUCAGUUUUCACGGCAUCCUCUCCCACAUCAACACAGUCUUUGUUCUGCGAAGCAAGGAGGGCCUGCUGAAUGUGGAGACUGUAGAGAAUGAGGACGAGCUGACGGGAGUGGAGAUCAGCUGUCUGAGACUGAAAGGACAGAUGAUUUACUUGCCAGAGGCAGAGAACAUCCUUUUCCUUUGCUCACCCAGUGUCAUGAACCUGGAUGAUCUUACACGGAGGGGGCUGUACCUGAGCGAUAUCCCGCUGCACGACGCCACGCGUGACCUGGUGCUGCUGGGAGAGCAGUUUCGUGAGGAGUACAAGCUGACCCAGGAGCUGGAGAUCUUGACGGAUCGUCUGCAGCACACACUCCGGGCCCUGGAGGACGAGAAGAAAAAAACAGACAGAUUGCUCUAUUCCGUGUUGCCACCAUCUGUUGCCAACGAGCUGCGUCACAAACGGCCCGUCCCGGCAAAGCGCUACGACAACGUGACCAUCCUCUUCAGUGGCAUCGUCGGAUUCAACGUCUUCUGCAGCAAGCACGCCUCAGCCGAGGGAGCCAUCAAGAUAGUCAACCUGCUCAAUGAUGUUUACACGCGCUUUGACAUCUUGACAGACUCUCGCAAGAACCCUUAUGUAUACAAGGUGGAAACUGUGGGUGAUAAGUACAUGACAGUGAGUGGCUUGCCAGAACCAUGCACACACCACGCCAAGUCCAUCUGCCACCUCGCUCUGGAUAUGCUGGAGAUUGCCGGACAAGUCAAAGUGGAUAAUGAACCAGUGCAGAUUACGAUCGGUAUCCACACUGGAGAGGUGGUGACCGGAGUGAUUGGCCAGAGGAUGCCCAGAUAUUGCCUUUUUGGAAACACAGUCAACCUUACAAGUCGCACUGAAACUACCGGUGACAAGGGGAAAAUAAAUGUCUCAGAAUAUACUUAUCGGUGUUUGCAGUCGGCUGAGAACGCUGACCCUCAGUUUCACUUGGAGUAUCGUGGACCCAUCACCAUGAAAGGAAAGAAGGAUCCAAUGAAGGUGUAUUUCUUGUCCCGGAAAUCCACAGACACAGAGUCCACCGCGGUUAAAGCUUAACUCUCCAGCGUUAUACCAUCGUGAGUGUCCUCUGAUGUUUGGGUUGAGGUUAGAAUGAGAUUGAUUUGAAGUGAUAUUUUUAUGAACCAUGUUUCUUUUUCUUUCUUCCACAAGUGAACAUGUGUCCCAGCUUGACCAGUAUCUUGACCUCACUGUGUUUAUGUCCACAGUAUGUAGUUCACUUUAAUUUUAAUUUUGGAGAAAAAAACCCGAAACUUUCUUGUUUAAGUGUUUUGAUAAGCAAACCGUUUCUCAUCACUUUGAUGUUGUCGUUGUUACUCUUUCCCAUCGUGCCAUAAAUACUGAGAAUCUAUCGGAAAAAAACUAACUUCAAUCGAGAUAAAACAAAUGUAAUUAUUGUAAUUUUCACUUUGAGAGUAGCAUUAAUAAAUCCUUAAUUGAAAAUGAAAGAUUGAAUAACAGAGUAAUACACAAACAUGUUAGUGCCAUUACAUCAGUCAUCGUUACAGGGAUGGAAGAGUUUUGGAUGUGAGAUAUACAAAGUUUGACACUGAAUAUACAUGUAGUUUUUAUAUAGGUUAUGAUCAAUUUUACUUUUAUUUAGAUCUGUAUGUUGAAAUUUAAGAUGUAAUUCAUGUUAAGCUAUUUUUAUAAUUCACAAACGAUACAGCGUUGAGCCAUUGGUAAACUCGUGAUCAUGUAUCUAUCACUGACUCGUGAAGUUGUCACAUAAAUGAAAUUAUAAAUACUUACUACUUUAUUUAAUAUAUUUAUUUCCCCUCUCGACACAUAGCACAUUCACUUUUUUAACGUAGUCUAUGAAGUAAUAUAGGGUACUCUUUUCAAUUUAGCUCUAUGUUGUUGAAGUAUUAUUAAAAUAACUACAUAUUUAUUGUUCACAUCCUGUUUGUAUUUAUUUUGUUUCUCUAUAGUUCUAAUGAUCAACUUUAGGGAGCAAAUCAAAUGGUGCAUCUCAUUGUGGAUGAAACUACUGUAGAGG
This is a messenger RNA of Solea solea (common sole), 2938 nucleotides long. RefSeq names its product guanylate cyclase 1 soluble subunit beta 1 (gene gucy1b1). Gene Ontology annotation, cellular component: guanylate cyclase complex, soluble. The transcript has 13 exons. Bases 121 to 1977 code for a protein of 618 amino acids. Lineage: Eukaryota; Metazoa; Chordata; Actinopteri; Pleuronectiformes; Soleidae. Gene Ontology annotation, biological process: response to oxygen levels; cGMP biosynthetic process. Gene Ontology annotation, molecular function: guanylate cyclase activity; heme binding. The record is from RefSeq and is a predicted model, not a curated record.